Oppiella nova is the source of this 621-nucleotide messenger RNA. Lineage: Eukaryota; Metazoa; Arthropoda; Arachnida; Sarcoptiformes; Oppiidae. The record is from the annotation of a GenBank genome assembly.
CUCAAUGAUGCGGGAGAUCUGGUUGUGGACAAGUACUUGUCUCUCAACAAAAUAGGUCACGCAUUGCAUUGGUUGAGCCCUUCCUUCAGACGCAUCACAUUUAGCCCUAAAGUCAAACAAUUGGUUCAACGCUUGGGUUUUGUUGAUCCGGUUGUCGUGCAAAGUAUGUAUAUCUUCAAGAAUCCAGGAAUCGGUGGUGAAGUGAUCCCACAUCAGGACUCAACAUAUUUACACUCAACCCCUGACCCCAAAGUCAUUGGAUUGUGGUUUGCUUUGGAAGACGCGACGACAGAAAACGGUUGCCUUUCAUUCAUCCCCGGCUCACAUCAGGACGAACUCCACACACAAUGGGUCCGCACUUCCGACGGAAACCCUUCGAUGAAGUUAACCAAAGAAUGCAAGAAAUUUGAAGACAAAAGUUUUGUGGAGACGCCUGUGAGUAAAGGGUCGGCAGUUUUGAUCGACGGACUGGUUGUGCAUAGAAGUGAUGUCAACCACUCUUCGGCUGGUCGUCCCAUCUAUACCUUCCAUAUAUUCGAUCAAAACAACAGAUUCUGGGAUCCACUCAAUUGGUUACAGCCCACACCCGACCUCCCAUUCCCUUCACUUUACAACAAUUAA